AGUCUUUUAUUAUAGCUACUCUUUUAAAUAUGUCGACAGUUAUACAACACUGUGAGUAUAGUUAACCUACUUCCAGAAAACCCUAACCUUCUCUUAUAUAUAAACCCUAACCUUCUCUUAUAUAUAGAGAUUGCAUAGUUAAACCACGUUCCCGGCAAUAACACACACUCUCAAUUUAUCAAUCUCUCACGGUACUAGUUUCAAAUAAUUGAAAUGGAAUUGUACAAGAAUAUCAAGGUUUUUGCCUUUUCUAUCUUGAUUUUUCUCGUAAUCCCAACCCUAAUUGCUGCAGAAUGUACAUGCGAUGAGGAAGAUGAAGAUAGAAACAAAUCCGAAGCUCUUCGUUAUAAGAUAGCAGCUUUAAUAUCGAUAAUGGUGGCAGGUGCAAUCGGUGUUUGUAUACCCCUUCUUAGCAAAGUUAUACCGGCGUUAAGUCCCGAGAAGGAUAUAUUUUUUGUCAUCAAAACCUUUGCUGCCGGUGUGAUAUUAUCUACCGCUUUCAUACAUGUGCUUCCAGAUGCUUUUGAAAAUCUUACUUCACCUUGUUUAAAGGAACAUCCUUGGGGUGAUUUUCCGUUCACCGGUUUUGUGGCUAUGUGCACGGCUAUGGGGACUCUUAUGGUGGAGACUUACGCCACUUCUUAUUUUCAAAACCAGAAUUCUAAGAAGACACCGAAACAAGUCGAGAAUCACGAGUCAUGCUCAGAUGUAGAGAAGCAUGCAGGUCAUGAAGGACAUGUGCAUGUUCAUACGCAUGCUUCACAUGGUCAUGCACACGGGCAGGUUUCUUCUUCGGAUCGAUCAUCAGAACUUCUUCGUCAUAGGAUUAUAUCACAGGUAUUGGAGUUGGGGAUUGUUGUUCACUCUCUUAUAAUAGGAAUUUCUCUUGGUACUUCGGAGAGUCCAAAGACCAUAAAGCCACUGGUAGCUGCCUUAACUUUUCAUCAAUUUUUUGAGGGCAUGGGACUUGGAAGUUGCAUAACUCAGGCAAAUUUCAAGAAUCUAUCUAUUACUGUCAUGGGAUUGUUCUUUGCUUUGACAACUCCAAUUGGAAUUGGAAUUGGCAUAGGGAUCAGUAGUGUUUAUGACGAGAACAGUCCAACAGCCCUUAUAGUUGAAGGAAUCUUCAAUGCAGCUUCAGCUGGAAUCUUGAUUUAUAUGGCACUUGUAGAUCUUCUUGCUGCUGAUUUUAUGAAUCCAAGGAUGCAAAAGAGUGGUACUCUUCGAUUAGGCUGUAAUAUAUCUCUUCUGUUAGGAGCUGGUGCCAUGUCUCUUAUAGCCAAAUGGGCUUAGGUGUUUUUAGAGUUUUUAGUUUAAUUUUUCUAUUAGGAAACAAUUUCUCUUUUUGUAAAAUUAUAUUCUGCUUCAUAGCACUGUUUUGGUGUCUUUAUAACAAAUUCUAUAACUUAGCUACACCAACUAAUGCAUGUGCGGCAGGCGGCUUCUGAACUAAAGAAGUAUUGAACAUUUGAGACAACAAAUUCAAACAAUCUAGAAUUACAUAAUAAAGUUCAACUUGCUUCA
Lathyrus oleraceus (garden pea) is the source of this 1524-nucleotide messenger RNA. RefSeq names its product zinc transporter 8. Gene Ontology annotation, molecular function: zinc ion transmembrane transporter activity. The transcript has 3 exons. NCBI's taxonomy places the organism in Eukaryota, Viridiplantae, Streptophyta, Magnoliopsida, Fabales, Fabaceae. The record is from RefSeq and is a predicted model, not a curated record. The coding region runs from base 214 to 1293 and encodes 359 amino acids. Gene Ontology annotation, biological process: zinc ion transmembrane transport. Gene Ontology annotation, cellular component: plasma membrane.